This is a messenger RNA of Trachymyrmex cornetzi, 3057 nucleotides long. RefSeq lists its product as uncharacterized. Bases 1 to 3057 code for a protein of 1018 amino acids. NCBI's taxonomy places the organism in Eukaryota, Metazoa, Arthropoda, Insecta, Hymenoptera, Formicidae. The record is from RefSeq and is a predicted model, not a curated record. Gene Ontology annotation, molecular function: nucleic acid binding. The transcript is spliced from 2 exons. Gene Ontology annotation, biological process: DNA integration.
AUGGUCGAUACAUGGUACGAUUACCAUUCCGUAAAGAUGAUAGACGACUCGAUAGAUGAAUCACGUACUGCCGCUCUUAAACGCCUGCAAUCUCUCGAACGUAAACUCAACUCGGAUUCACAUUUAAAAACAACAUAUUCACAAGUAAUACAAGAGUAUUUAGAUCUAAAGCACAUGUCUCCAAUCGAUGAGCCACUUGACGACGGGUUUUACAUGCCGCAUCACGCAGUGAUUAAGAAUUCGAGUAACACGACCAAGGUCCGCGUGGUGCGUCGAUGCGUCAGCGAAAACAAAUACGUGUUGUCUGCCGAUAUAGAAAAAAUGUAUCGGCAGAUAUUGCUACAUCAAGACGAUCGAAUAUACCAACGUGUGCUUUGGCGUCAGGACGGUCAAAUUAAGACUUUCCAGCUUAACACGCUCACUUUCGGCGUGUCUUCAUUAUCUUAUCUCGCGAUACGCACCAUUCAAAAACUCGCCGAUGAUGAACGCGACGAGUUUCCUAAUGCCGCGGAAGUCCUUAAAAAUCAUCUUUACGUUGACGACUUAUUGACCGGAGCAAGAACUAUCGAGGAAGCGCGUUCGCUGCGAAAUAAGUUAAUUACGCUAUUAUCUCGCGGCGGCUUCAACAUCCGACAAUGGGCCUCAAACGAGAAACGCGUUAUCGAGGAUCUAAGUCUUGACGCCGUGAAUUCCAAUCUUGUAAUUGACAAGGCUGGUGCUUUAAAAACGUUAGGUAUAUCGUGGUCCGCAAGCAAUGACAUGUUAACUUACUCGGUCCGUUCUAUCGAUCGCACCAGACGGAUCACGAAACGAACCGUCAUAUCAGAAAUUGCCAGAAUAUUCGAUCCUUUAGGCAUUUUAGGGCCAGUUAUCUUAUAUGCCAAAAAACUAAUGCAGGAUUUAUGGCGAUGCAAGGUAAAGUGGGACGAAUCCAUCCCCACCAGCAUACAUUGCGCAUGGGUCGAAUUCGCGGCACAAUUAGAUUCUAUUAACAAGUUAUCUAUUAAUCGUCAGAUAUUAAUUCAUAACUAUAUUGACGUUCAGAUCCACGGAUUUUGCGACGCGAGCAAUACAGGCUACGGCGCCUGCUUAUACAUUCGCUCGAACGAUGGAUAUAACACGCAUUGUUAUCUUCUAUGUGCUAAAUCGCGGGUCGCGCCGCUAAAAACCGUAACGAUACCGCGUCUCGAGUUAUGCGGUGCACUUCUUUUAUCCAAAUUAUACAAUGAGGUUCGUCGCGUGAUAAAAUUAGACUUCAGCAAAAUAGUUAUGUGGUGCGAUUCGACUAUAGUACUAAAUUGGUUGAGGACUUCAACGCAUCUUUUAAAACCUUAUGUAUCCCAUCGAGUCGCGCAAAUACAGGAAAUCACACAGCCACAAAUUUGGCGACAUGUUAGGACAAAGGAUAAUCCAGCCGAUGCGUUAUCCAGAGGUCAGCUACCAAAGGACUUUUUAAAUAAUCAUUCUUGGUUCUCGGGGCCGUUUUGGCUAAAGAAAUGUGAAAACGAGUGGCCUAAUAACAUAAUAGAAUUAAACGAAAUACCGGAACUUAGAAAAAACAUUUGUUUGACAACCGACGUCGUUGAUUAUAGUAUCUUACAGAGAUAUUCAUCAUACUCGAAACUGCUGCAUAUUGUGGCGUGGUGCCUGCGUUUUCAUCCGAGGAACACGUACCGUGGACAAUUACAUAUAAACGAGUUAGAAGAAGCAGAAAUCAAAAUAAUAAAAAUCAUCCAAACUCAUAGCUUCUCGCGCGAAUUAAAAGAAUUGAAACGCGGGCGGUCGGUAAAUAAAACCAAUAUCGCCGCUUUGAGUCCAUUCAUUGACGAAAAUGGCAUAAUUCGCGUCGGCGGAAGGUUGAGUAGGUCUAGAUUGGCGUACGCACAAAAACAUCCAAUUUUAAUACCGAGUCGCCAUUUCCUCACUGAUCUCAUUAUUAGAGAGACGCACGAAAGGUAUUAUCAUACCGGCAUUCAAACGACACUGUACAUGAUUCGGCAAAGGUUUUGGCUGCUCGAUGGACGUAACCAGGUCCGCAAAAUCAUAAAAUCGUGUAUACGUUGUUUUCGAUUUAAUACAGACACCGUCAACUAUAAAAUGGGCGACUUGCCGAAGAAUCGAGUGCGUGAAGCGUUUCCAUUCGCGAAUACCGGUAUAGAUUUCUGCGGACCUUUCUACGUCAAAGAGAAAAAACAUAGAAACCGGAAUCGAGUCAAGACAUACGUAUGCGUCUUCAUAUGUAUGGUAGUAAAGGCCGUCCACCUGGAAGUGGUGAGCGAUCUCACCACCGACGGAUUCCUUGCCGCUUUGCGACGUUUUGUGUCAAGACGCGGCGUUCCGACUCAUAUACACUCUGAUAACGGGACCAACUUUGUUGGAGCUAACAAUGAGUUGAAGGAAUUAUACCGUCUUUUUAAUUCUGAAAAACAUAAAAAUAAAAUUAAUCAAUUUUCGUUAGAACACCGCGUCACGUGGCAUUUCAUACCACCCGUUACUCCACAUUUCGGUGGACUAUGGGAAUCCACGGUAAAAAUAUUCAAACACCAUUUUAAGCGCGUAGUCGGAGACACUUUAUUCACCUUAGAAGAAUUUAAUACCUUCACCAUAGAAAUCGAAGGUAUAUUAAACUCGCGACCUAUAUCCGCUCUUUCCUCCGAUCCUAAUGACCUCUCCGCCCUUACACCUGCGCAUUUUUUGAUCGGUAAGCCGUUGAAUAAUCUACCUGAGCUCGAUCUCUCAUCUGUCCCAGCAAAUCGCCUAUCUACCUGGCAACACAUCCAAAAGGUGCGACAAGAUUUCUGGUCACGAUGGCAUUUAGAAUACCUCAACGAGCUACAAGUUCGACACAAGUGGAUCAAAAAUGGAGAAAAAAUCACCAUCGGAAUGAUUGUGCUUGUAAAGGACAAAGGAUUCCCUUGUCUGCAAUGGGCUCUGGGCAAGGUCACAGAAAUUCAUCCCGGUGAAGAUGGAAUCCCACGAACCGUGACUAUCAAGACUCGUCCUGGAAUGCUGAAGCGUUCAGUGAAGUGUCUAUGUCCACUUCCUAUCAAUCUAUGA